Molecule: messenger RNA, 981 nt
Organism: Rotaria sp. Silwood1
Lineage: Eukaryota; Metazoa; Rotifera; Eurotatoria; Philodinida; Philodinidae
Source: the annotation of a GenBank genome assembly
AUGAAAAAUACAAAAUUAUUAUUUAAUAUUCAUUAUUUAUCUUCGCCAACAAUUAAAUAUUUUUAUCAAUUGAAUUCUAUUCAAUCUAAAUGUCUUCUUCAUACAAGUAUACCAUUAAUGAAUAAAGAUAUGGCAAAGAUAGAUUCAAUUGAAGAACAUCCUCAUAUGCGAGCUGUAACUAAAGCAAUAAUUCAACAUAAACAACCAGAAGAUUAUAUGAUGCAUCAUCAAAUUUAUACAGAAAAAGACCUUAAUAAUAUUAAAAUAACACAUAAAAAAUUUGAAUCAUGGCAUGAUCGUGUAGCCUAUGGAGCUGUUCGAACUUUGCGUUUUUUUUUCGAUACAUUUACUGGUUAUAUGCAUCCAUCAAAAUCUGAUUUCAAACAAGAAACUCAACACUCAUAUAAAACUAUGACUGAACAACAAUGGUUAAGACGUUUUAUAUUUCUCGAAUCAAUUGCUGGUGUACCAGGAAUGGUUAGUGGAAUGAGUCGUCAUAUGAAAUCACUUCGUACAAUGCGUCGUGAUUAUGGAUGGAUUCAUACACUUUUAUCUGAAGCAGAAAAUGAACGUAUGCAUUUACUUACAUUUUUAGAAUUACGACAACCAGAUUGGAUCUUUCGUAGUUUAGUUUUAUUGGGUCAAGGUGUAUUUUUUAAUGCUUUCUUUCUUACAUAUCUUCUUUCACCAAGAAUAUGUCAUCGUUUUGUUGGUUUUCUUGAAGAAGAAGCUGUUAUUACUUAUACACGAUGUAUUGAAGAGCUUGAUAAUGGUAAACUUCCAGCAUGGUUAAUUUUAUCAGCACCAAAAAUUGCUAAAAAUUAUUGGAAAUUAUCUGAAAAUGCUACAAUGAAAGAUGUUCUAUUAGCUAUACGUGCUGAUGAAGCUACACAUCGCGAAGUCAAUCAUAAAUUAGCUGAUGUUGGACCUGAUGCACCAAAUCCAUUUGUUAUUCAAACUCAUCAAGUAGAAGAACAUUGA